AUGGCAGACAAUGAGCCAACUCGCAAAAGAAGACGCAAGGUCUUUACGGAAUCUGACAAGAAGAAAAGAAGACUGGCUUAUCAGACUAGUUUAGACAAAACAAGAGUUUACGUAGGCAAAGAAUUUGGAAGAUGGCAGCAGCUAAAGGAGUCUCUUUCUCUGAAAACGAAUGAGCAAGUUGCUACACUUUUGCUGGAUCGUUUUAACAGCGGCAGCGCCACCUGCUGGCGGAGAAGAGAAAUGAUUACAGAGCAUGUGGAAGAAAUCACGGCUGAAACACGCCUGUGCCCCUUGUGUCAACGGCAUCAAAAGGACAGCGGUGCUCUUUCUUUGCACCUGACUAAAAAACACAGCGUGCAUCCAGCGUGUCUCGAUAACCUACUCAUUAAUGCACCUUACGCAAACCCUUCCUUUGGCCCAGGCCAAAGCAUUCCAUUGGUUCCAGUGAGAGAAUCCAGUGUACAAAACAUUAAUGGCACAUCCCAGCCGAUGUCCCCAUCAAACACCAAAUCCCCUAAUUCAGUUCAACAAAACGGUUCUUCUCAGGAAAAUGAUGCAUGUGAUGAAUCAGGAGUAAAGAACAGAGGAUGCACUCAUGGUGACACAGAAUCCUUGGUCAAUAAUGAUGAAUCCAAUGAUAAAAACAAUGCUGCUGCCGAUGGCAAUGCUAACCGCCCUUUUAAGUGCCACUCAUGUCUGGAAUUCUUUUCGGAUAAGUCAGCAUUAAGUGUACAUUACCAUUCAGCCACUCAUAUCCAAAAGAUAAGAACUGGAGCAAGGAAUGACAGUGAUUCAUCAUCCCCCGUUCUUUCUUACCCAUAUGCCUCUAGCAAACCAUACCAGUGUGACGUGUGCCACGUCUCUUACUUUUACGCCUUUGGCUUGGAGAGCCAUCUGAAGUCUGUACUGCACCAGAGUCGUACCAGGAAGGCUGAAAAUGCCGUGGCCAAAACAAACCCGGAAACCAGAAUUGUUGUGGCAAGCCAGGCAGGUGCUACAGUGGCUAAUCCCACACAUUUAGCUAGUGCCAAGACCUGUAAUUGUGGGACACAAGCAGAGAAACUUCAGCUUCAGCCUGCUUCUUCGUUGAUUCCAGCUCCAGUGGUAUCUGCUCAGGCAGUGCCUACGGUUCUUCCUUUCCUAGCGCUAGCUCCGAACACUGUUCCACACACCAUCGUUCCCUCUGUUUUUCCUCCAUCCGGGACUCAGCUCAUACCCCAACCGCAAAUGUUAAUGCCUCUUAUCGUGAAAGGGGUCCAAACCUCAGACGCCCCUCAACAAAUUUUGCAGCAAGCUGUGCCAGUCCUUGGUCUCAGUGAUCCCCGAAUCCCAAUCCUUGGUCCCAGAGAUUCUGAAAAUCAAGCUGCAGUUAGCAAAGUCUCCAGUGUGUCUCGAAUACCUUUAAAAAUUAAUACAUCUGUUGAUGAGGUUGGAGUCAAAAUUAAAAUAGAAAUUAAAGAUGAGCCUUGUGAUCAUGAAGUAUCAGAAAGGACAUGUAUAGCAGAUGCUGCUAUUCAGGUGGGCUUAAAACAAGAGUAUAACAGAGUGUGUGAUGGAAUAGAGGGUAGCGUAGUGUGUGGUGACAAGCAGCAGAGCAAAGCCAAAGUGGUGAAUGUGGAAGAGGCAAAUGAAGCCUCUACAACCCAGGAUCUACAGAAUUCCCAUGUUAAAAAAUCCAGUCCUGUAAAAAACAACCCCUCAGAUGCUAAUCAUGGCCUAACAACUUUAAAUACCAAGCCUUGUUCAAGCUUGUCCUUGGGUCCUCCGGUACUAACUGAGUUCCAGUCCCAGGUUCUGUGGGCCUUUUUGGAGUCUCGAGAUGAGUCUGAUUCAGAAAUUCCACCACGAGAAGACUGUGAAGCCCUAGGCAGGGAAGUGGGACUAACCGAAGACGAGGUAAGAGAAUGGUUAGUGGACAAUUAUUGUGGCAAACAUGGGCAUUGUGAAAAUGUACAGUCUUGCUGCAAAAACCAGGAAGGCACCGAUGACGAAGAAACUCUGACGAUUGAUGAAAGUGGUGGAACGGUUCUCCGCUCCACUACGGACUUCGUUUCAGAUGAAGAGGAUGUAGAUGAUGAACAGAUCACAGUGGGUAUAAAGAGGAAGAGAAGCAUUGAUAAAGAAAAUCCAGAGAAGGACUCGGGAGGGACAGAGUGCUAAUUUUCUUUUAUCCAGAACAAGCUAAUCCUUCUGUUGACCCUCAAGGUUAUUUAAUCCCCCAUGUAUCAUAGGACUUAGUGUUUCUGUCAGAGGUGGAGCCAAAGCAGUGGCCUUCAUAAAUCCGCCAAUUACUCAGACUCAGGGUCAAAAGUCAUUAUCAAUAUAGUUCAAUAACUUAUAUUAAGUGUUGCUGUAAUUUAAUUUAAUUUGUUACUCACUUGGUUCUGUUGACUGAUGAACACACUACAGUUUUUCACUUUUUUUGAUUACCGGUCUAAUCAUUCCACUUAAUCAGUUCUGAUUGUGUUUCAUUAUAAUUAACAUGUACAGUAUAUAUGUCUAUAUAUGUUCUUGUAUAGAUAUGUUUAAAAUUAAAAUAAUGAUUAUUAAACAUUUUUUCUAUUUGCUGUACAUUAGCUUGGUUUUUGCUG
Molecule: messenger RNA, 2591 nt
Organism: Clarias gariepinus (North African catfish)
Lineage: Eukaryota; Metazoa; Chordata; Actinopteri; Siluriformes; Clariidae
Exons: 5
Coding region: 1-2160 (719 amino acids)
Biological process (GO): regulation of neuron differentiation; brain development; regulation of transcription by RNA polymerase II
Cellular component (GO): nucleus
Molecular function (GO): DNA-binding transcription factor activity, RNA polymerase II-specific; RNA polymerase II cis-regulatory region sequence-specific DNA binding
Source: RefSeq, a predicted model, not a curated record